ACCUCCAUUACCACCCAUGACAAACCCAUGAAGAUUUUGAGGUCGGUAGGAGGAAUUUUUGCCACAAACAAAGGUUAAGAUAAAGAAAAUUCACCGAUAAUCUUUUGGCCAAAUAUGAGAGUGCUUCUUCACCGGCGGGCAUUUUUCCGGCAAGACCACAAAGAUGGAAAAGAUUACUGGCCUGUCAAUAUAUACGCACUGCUUUGAAAAGUCAACAGGCAAUAUUGUUCAAUGUUGACAGUUUCAACCAUUAACAAUUUAGCUUAUUGUCUCCCCUCAUCGCAUCUUUUCGACAAGCCUGCCGGAGAAGAAGAAGAAGAUUAAUGGCAUGUCACCUUUGGGAUUAAUCGUAAUUAGUAGUCCUGAUAUUUUUUUACCCAAUUAGAAAAAACUCACUCUUUUUCUAAUUUCAUUGUCACGAACUUAAACAAUUCUUGAUGGGUUUUGAAAGCUUUCGGCUUGGUAGGCUAUGGCGUUAGAGAAGCACAAGAAGUGAUGUUGAAAAAAGAAGAAAGAGAAAAGUAAAAAAAAAGGAAAAAGGAAUUAAAAUAAUUUAUUGGGUAGUGAAUUUACAAAAAUGCUGACAUGUAUUAUUACGUGGCAAUUUAUUUGAGAGUCCUGGGUAUCACAGUGUCAAAACGUUAGGAUUAAUGGAUUUGAACGAAAAGUGUAACUGUGAGAACUAUAUACAAUAAAAGGACAAAUUCGGACCUUUUCCCUUCGUAAAUUGACCCAUACGAUUGGAGAACAAAGGAAUAUCCAUUCGGGAAAGACACAAGAAAAUCCAUUAAGUCAAACGGUAAACCGGAAAAACCAACAGGGCCGUCGCCAUUGUCACCUGAUCUUUGUCUAAAUUUAGCGUCUAAGUGUAGUGAGUAAAAUCUUUUUCAUCUCUCUCGUCAACGCUAUCAUCAUCAUUCAACUCCUUUUCUUUCUCUCUCUGUGAAAGUAUAUUACGCCUUUCUUCAUUUCCGCAUAUUCUGUCUGCAAAAGAAUUAUCAGAUUUUCUGCAAUCAAAUCUCAAAAGCCUCAAAAAGUUACAGACAGAGAGAGAAAGGGAAGGAAAAAGAAAAACAUUGCAGCCCAUUAACUACAAUUAUUAUUCCCUCCCUUUCUCUCUCUCUCUCUCUGUCUUUUAUAUUUGCCAGCUCGUCUUCUCUUCUCUGUUGUACCCUUUUCUUUAUUCUCUCUCUAUCAACACGUUCACAAAGAUGUCCUGAGUGGGGCCGACAAUUGGUACCUUCAAGAAUAAGUUUUAUGAGGACAAGUUGGGAACUGGAACUAUAUCAUGGCUUCAGAUGUUUCCUAUAGUGAAGAUUCACUUCUGUAUACACACACACAUGAAGAUGAUAUUUGGUGUGCUGGCUAUUUAAUGAAGCCCUGAAUUUGUUGCUGUUGGUGUUCAGAACUUAGGAGCUCAACAAUCUAGAUUCUUUUUCUUCCUCAAAAGAAGCUGUAACAGGAAAGAUUUUGCAUCAUGUCUAUCUCUGUUAAAGCCUUAGAACCUGCAUUUCAGGGUGCGGGUCAGAGAAUAGGGACCGAAAUUUGGAGAAUUGAGGAUUUCCAACCAGUUCCAUUGCCGAAGUCUGAAUAUGGUAAAUUCUACUCGGGUGAUUCUUACAUCGUCUUGCAGACAACUUCAGGCAAGGGAGGUUCUUAUAUGUAUGAUAUACACUUCUGGCUUGGAAAGGAUACUAGUCAGGAUGAAGCUGGAACUGCAGCUAUCAAAACUGUUGAGCUUGAUGCGAUUCUUGGAGGGCGAGCAGUACAGCAUAGGGAAAUCCAAGGUCAUGAAUCUGACAAAUUUUUAUCAUACUUUAAGCCAUGCAUUAUACCACUGGAAGGUGGUAUUGCGUCUGGAUUCAAGAAACCAGAAGAGGAAGAAUUUGAAACAAGGUUGUAUAUCUGCAAGGGUAAACGUGUUGUCAGGAUGAAGCAGGUCCCAUUUUCCCGGUCCUCUCUAAAUCAUGAUGAUGUGUUCAUUCUGGACUCUAAAGACAAGAUAUAUCAGUUCAAUGGUGCAAAUUCUAGCAUCCAGGAGAGGGCCAAAGCACUAGAAGUUAUUCAGUUCUUGAAGGACAAGUAUCAUGAGGGGACGUGUGAUGUUGCAAUUGUUGAUGAUGGAAAUUUACAAGCUGAGUCGGAUUCCGGUUCGUUCUGGGUGCUCUUUGGUGGCUUUGCUCCAAUUGGCAAAAAGGUUGCUAGUGAAGAUGAUAUUGUGCCCGAGAAGACACCUGCAAAACUUUAUAGCAUUACUGAUGGUCAAGUCAGUCCCGUGGAUGGUGAACUUUCAAAAUCUAGCUUAGAGAACAAUAAAUGCUAUCUUUUGGAUUGUGGUGCUGAGGUAUUUAUUUGGGUUGUCCGUGUAACUCAAUUGGAAGAGAGGAAAGCUGCCAUUCAAGCUGCAGAGGAGUAUCUUACCAGUCAAAAUAGACCGAAGUCAACACAUGUAACCCGACUUAUUCAAGGCUAUGAAACACACUCAUUCAAGUCCAACUUUGACUCUUGGCCUUCAGGGUCUGUACCAGCCGCUGAGGAGGGAAGAGGAAAAGUAGCAGCUUUGCUGAAGCAACAAGGGGUUGGUGUUAAAGGUGGUAGCAAAAAUACUCCUGUAAAUGAGGAAGUCCCUCCGUUGCUUAAAGUGGGUGGAAAAAUAGAGGUCUGGCGUAUCAAUGGCAGUGCAAAGACCCCUGUGCCCGGAGAUGAUAUUGGUAAAUUUUACAGUGGAGAUUGCUAUAUAGUUCUUUACACAUACCACUGUAAUGACAGGAAAGAAGAUUAUUAUCUAUGCUGGUGGAUUGGAAAGGAUAGCGUUGAGGAGGACCAAAACAUGGCUGCUAAAUUGGCCAGUACAAUGUGCAAUUCACUUAAAGCGAGACCAGUGCUGGGUCGCGUAUAUCAAGGGAAAGAACCACCACAAUUUGUUGCAAUCUUCCAGCCCAUGUUGGUCCUUAAGGGUGGAUUAAGCUCUGGUUAUAAAAGUUAUAUUGCAGACAAGGGCCUGAAUGAUGAAACUUACACUGCUGAUUCUGUGGCACUGAUUCGAUUAUCUGGAACUUCUGUGCAUAACAACAAAGCAGUUCAAGUCGAUGCUGUGGCAACUUCACUGAACUCUAAUGAGUGUUUUCUUCUGCAAUCUGGCUCUUCAGUAUUUAGUUGGCAUGGAAAUCAGAGUAGCUAUGAGCAGCAGCAAUUAGCAGCAAAAGUUGCAGAAUUCAUGAAGCCAGGAGUAACUGUGAAACACGCUAAAGAAGGAACAGAGAGCUCAACUUUCUGGUUUGCUCUUGGCGGAAAACAAAGUUACACCAGCAAGAAAGUAGCUUCAGAGGUCGCCAGAGAUCCCCACUUGUUUGCUUAUUCAAUUAAUAAAGGAAAAUUUGAGAUUGAGGAAAUCUACAACUUCUCUCAAGAUGAUUUAUUGACUGAGGAUGUUUUAUUACUUGAUACACAUGCCGAAGUGUUUGUUUGGGUUGGUCAGUCAUCAGAUCCCAAAGAAAAGCAAAGUUCUUUUGAAGUUGGACAGAAAUACAUCGAGAUGGCUGCAUCUUUAGAAGGGUUGUCUCCUAAUGUUCCACUGUAUAAAGUCACGGAAGGAAAUGAGCCUUGCUUCUUCACAACAUUUUUCUCCUGGGAUCCUGCUAAAGCUAUUGCACAUGGAAACUCGUUCCAAAAGAAGGUUAUGCUACUCUUUGGGGUCGGUCAUGCUUCAGAGAAUCAGCAAAGGUCCAAUGGGACAAAUCAAGGUGGAGCAACCCAAAGAGCUUCAGCUUUGGCUGCUUUGAACUCUGCAUUUAGUUCAUCAUCUCCAGCAAAAUCCAGUUCUGCGCCAAGGUAUGCAGGGAAAAGUCCGGGUUCACAAAGAGCAGCUGCAAUAGCUGCUUUAUCUUCUGCUCUUAGUGCCGAAAAGAAGCAGCCACCUGAGGGCGGCUCUCCUCUCCGAUUAAGUAGAACUUCAUCAGUAGAUGCUAUUGCCCCUGUGAAUGAAGUUUCUACUGUUGAGAUUGAAGAUUCUAAAGAAGUUCCAGAACACAAGGAGAUCGAAACAGCAGAGCCUGCAGAGACUGAUGGGGAGGACGUGGAACCGAAGCUUGAGCCAGAACAGGUUGAGACUGGCAACGAUAGUAACCAGACUACAUUUAGCUAUGAAAGACUGAAGGCUAAAUCUGAAAAUCCUGUCACUGGGAUUGAUUUUAAACAGAGAGAGGCUUAUCUUUCUGACGAGGAAUUCGAGUCAGUACUAGAAAUGACAAAAGAAGCUUUCUAUAAGUUGCCUAAAUGGAAGCAAGAUAUCCACAAAAAGAAAGUUGAUCUCUUCUAGAACCAAGAUAUCCACAAUCUAUGGGUACAUAUUGCUUUGAUUGGUACUUUCAUUUUGCUGUCUGCUUUUUCUCAGAACCAAGUUUUUGGUGUUGUGGUUUUUUUUCACUUUGUGAUGCCUGCUUGAAGAGUGAUAUUUUUUGAGUUCUCUCUUUUACUGUAGUUGAAAAUCAGCAGUCAGGUCAAUUCUUUGAUUUCCUAACACAUUAUGUAUUGAGGUCACUUUUGCCAAUCAUUUUUUUGUUAAUUAAAGGGUGUGUACAGACUUUAUAUUAUUUAUAACUGAUGCAGUAGCUAUCUGCUUCUGCUUUUGUUCAAGUUUCUUUUUUCUUACUUGUUUAGAUGAAUAGUUAUUUUUUCCAAUACUA
This is a messenger RNA of Nicotiana attenuata, 4685 nucleotides long. RefSeq names its product villin-2-like. The transcript has 24 exons. Lineage: Eukaryota; Viridiplantae; Streptophyta; Magnoliopsida; Solanales; Solanaceae. The record is from RefSeq and is a predicted model, not a curated record. Gene Ontology annotation, molecular function: actin filament binding. Gene Ontology annotation, biological process: actin filament severing; cytoskeleton organization. The coding region runs from base 1478 to 4318 and encodes 946 amino acids.